ACUGCCCAACAACACGCCUGUGCUUGUAUCCAGGCAUCUAAGCAGUAGCAGAGUUGUGUCGCGGGGCAAUAAAUAUGAAAUAUGGCUUCUCUCUACCAGAUGUUUUGAUGCUAUGUUAUAGCAGCUUGUUUUAUUGGCCAUCAUAUUUUUAUAACGUGCUGCUUAUUCCAACUCGCAGCUGGUUUAAGGUUUGGGAGGGAUUCGGUAACUUUGUGAGGCAAUUGUGAAAACAAAUCUGUUCCAGUCAGUUUUCAAAAGUACGGAAUUAUACGGGUGUUUGGAGUCUAAUUAUUAAAAGAAUCGAGUUAUACGAAAUAAGUAACAAACAUAAAUCGAGUAAGUUAUUUGUAACGUAUUUCGAAGCACUUGAUUCAGAGUUUCAUGUCGUUGUAAGAAUCGACCAACUUUAGAUCAGGCUCAGACUUACGUCAUUCAUCCCAGUUGAAUUAUUAACAGUCAGUUUAAUCUCAGAUUAGGGUAUUUACCAAUUAGUAAUGACGUCAUCAUACUUUCUGCCGCCCCCUAUAACCCUAAGAAUGAGCGGGACUUACCCUUUCACCGCAGAACCCCCAUGUACUUACCCCAUCCAAGCACCCCAAACACGAGAUAACAUCGGCGGUUCACAGUUAUUACAAGAUUUCUCGCAUUCUUACCGAAGCAAGCCAGGAACAUUUGACUACAGGGAGCCUACGUCAUCUAGUUUCCCAAAAGUGACCACCGUUCCCCCACUCCCCCCCUCCUCUAUGACGUCAUAUUACCAUAGCAAUAUGACGUAUGCACCUUAUCCUUACAUAACAAUACCCGGAAGCCACCGUAGACGUGGCAGACAAACUUAUUCCCGUCACCAGACAUUGGAACUCGAGAAAGAGUUUCAUUACAACCGUUACCUAACCCGUCGUCGCCGCAUAGAGGUCGCCCAUACUUUGUGUCUCACCGAACGUCAGAUCAAGAUAUGGUUUCAAAACAGAAGGAUGAAAUGGAAGAAAGAAAAUAAAGAUAUCGCGGAAAGUAACAAUGAAUGGUGUCGUGAGGAACAAUAG
Molecule: messenger RNA, 1040 nt
Organism: Ciona intestinalis (vase tunicate)
Lineage: Eukaryota; Metazoa; Chordata; Ascidiacea; Phlebobranchia; Cionidae
Source: RefSeq, a predicted model, not a curated record